Molecule: messenger RNA, 1167 nt
Organism: Pleuronectes platessa (European plaice)
Lineage: Eukaryota; Metazoa; Chordata; Actinopteri; Pleuronectiformes; Pleuronectidae
Gene: alkal1
Product: ALK and LTK ligand 1
Exons: 6
Coding region: 309-779 (156 amino acids)
Biological process (GO): positive regulation of ERK5 cascade; positive regulation of ERK1 and ERK2 cascade
Molecular function (GO): receptor signaling protein tyrosine kinase activator activity; receptor tyrosine kinase binding
Source: RefSeq, a predicted model, not a curated record
GCCGAACUGAGCAAACGCCAGUGGAGGAAAUUGCUCCUAAGAUGUCAACAUUGCUUUGCCACCCACUCGAAAUCGAUUGUAUUACCUUCAAGAAGGUGGCUCCUCGUAUAAAUAGGGACGCAUUAUUUCGAGAAAGACGGUGGUGAGGCGCAAUCGGUUGGGUGCUCUCUCUUUCUCUCUCUCUCUCUCUCUCUCUCUCUCUUCCUCUCGGGAACUAUACAGACAACGCCUGGAAGAAUUUGCAAAAGACAACCGUGUCCACUCUUCAGGACAUACGCAUCUUUAACGCCUGAACUAACGGUGAAGUCAUGCAGGUGGAGAGGAAAUGGCACAUACUGUUGACUAUCUUCUUUCUGCUCAUCACCUCGGGCCAGUGCAUGGACAGCAAGGAGGUCAAGCAGAAAGAGAGAAGGACCCUGUUGGAUCUAAUCUUGCAGGUUAUCAGAGACAGCAAGCAGCGGGACAAACCCAUCUCCCGGCGCUGCAGCAGUGGACUCCUCACCUCAUCCCAUGACAUGAAGUUCUCCUCCCGUGAAAAGCCUUUCUAUGUUCCAAGGCUGGAUAACACUAGACUCAUAGAAAUAGUUCCUCGAGAUGUAAACAUGAAGGGCAAAUUCAUUCAGCAUUUCACAGGACCAGUCAAGUUCUCGUCGGAGUGCAGAACACACUUUCAUAGACUUUAUCACAACACAAGGGACUGCUCGCGGCCAGCAUAUUACAAAAGAUGCGCAAGAUUGCUAACUCGAUUAGCAAUGAGUCCGCUCUGCAUGCAAUCGUAAAUGUUGCAUGUUGGAAAAUAAUGGAAGAAGGAUCAACGUGUUGCCAAGGAAGUGCCUUCAAAUCCAAAGCAGUCACAUGAACAUUGUUGUGUGUAUAGUGUUUUUAUUUUUGUUUUUUUCCUCGUUGUCAAUACAAAAAAUGCUGAUCGACCUCGCUGGUUGUUUGUGAAUGGGUUUGCUUUUUUUUAUUUUGAUGUAUCUGUAUGUACCAUAUACAUUAGUAUUUGUAAGGAAACAUUAAUUUAAUAUUAAAUACAUAUAUUUAUUGAAAGGUUAUGUAUAUAAUAAUUUCACAAACCAUUCAAAAUCAGAUUAUUUUGUUUAUAAAAGUUAUCUUCUUUUCCUCUGAGGCCGUUAUUAUGUUCUCAAACUGAUCAUGCUCCAUCAU